UCAUUCUCUUCAAGUAGAUUCAAUUCUUCAAUGAAGGUGGAGAAGAUGAAGAUAAAAAGACUUAGAACCCGUUGCUUUCAUGUUCUAUGCUCUUCUGAGCGCUCCAGUUUCGAAGAUAAUGCUGAUAAUGGGGGGUUCGAUACUUCUUUUUUGGUUGUUUUGUUCUGCUAAGAUAACUUCAAAAGGGUAGAUUUUUGUGCGGACAAUAUUGACUUUUUUUUCUUAACCCAAAAAAAUAUAUUAGUUUAUGGAGGAUGAGGGAAUGUGGAUAACUUAUCUCUUAUAGAGAAGAAAAUAGAAGAAUUACCUUGGGGAAAAAGAAAUUUUGCAAGUUGAAGAAAUAUUUUACAGUGGCCGAUUUCAGUCAACAAAAUUGUGAUAAGUUAUCUGUAUGACAAGAAGAAAGUGAUUAUGGAGAAAGUUUUUCCGGGUUAACUUGAUUAAUCAAACCAAACUUUUGAAUUAGGGUCUGUUUCACUGUUACAACAAACUAUCAUUGUACUAUUUUAUUUUCUUUCUUUCAGAGGUCAGGUUUCAUCGCGGGUGAUUUUGGUGGAGAGAUAUAGCAAUGGUACUGCGAAGAGGUGAUGAUUCGCAGUUGCAAACCUUUCUUGUUGACGAUGGAAGGUCUACUAGGGCAAAAAGGUUUCAGGAUUCCCAUUCCCCCGAUGAAAAACUAUUGUGGCUUCCAGACACAAUCAAAGAUUUUAUCCUACCAGCAGGCUUUCCAGGAUCAGUUUCAGACGAUUACUUGCAUUACAUGUUACUACAGUUUCCUACCAAUGUGACUGGAUGGAUCUGUCACACCCUUGUGACUUCGAGUCUGCUAAAGGCUGUUGGUGUUGGCUCUUUCUCUGGAAGCACAGCGGCUGCUUCUGCUGCUGCCAUCAGAUGGGUCUCAAAGGAUGGCAUUGGAGCCGUUGGACGCUUAUUCAUUGGCGGGAGGUUUGGAAGUCUUUUUGAUGAUGAUCCCAAGCAAUGGAGAAUGUACGCAGACUUUAUUGGCAGUGCUGGAAGCAUUUUUGAUCUGACAACCCAACUAUAUCCUGGCUAUUUCCUUCCUUUGGCAUCUCUUGGAAAUCUUACCAAGGCUGUAGCAAGAGGACUAAAAGAUCCCUCUUUUCGUGUGAUUCAAAACCACUUUGCAAUUUCAGGAAAUCUGGGAGAAGUAGCAGCAAAGGAAGAAGUUUGGGAAGUGGUUGCUCAACUGGUUGGCCUUGCUUUAGGCAUUUUGAUUCUGGAUACACCUGGCCUUGUGAAAUCAUAUGGUGUACUUUCAUUAACUUGGUUGAGUAUGCGAGUUCUGCAUCUUUGGCUACGCUAUGAAUCACUUUCAGUUCUCCAGUUUAACACAAGGGAAACAAUCAUCGGAAAGAUAAAGAAUAUGGAUUCUAUGCUGCCCAGAAGAGAUGUAUAUUUUUGUUUUUCUUUCUCUGUAACAUGGAUAGAUAAAUCUAAAGCGUGCUCGCAUACUGGUAAAAUCAUACAUGUUACAUUCUACUGUUCCAGGAUGCACAGAUUGCAACAGAGAAGAGAAUAUAUUAGCUUGGCCACAGUUCAUGAAGCCAAAAAUAAUUUUUGGCUUGCCAUUGGAGAAAAUGGACGGUGUGGAGAGAUCUCACUUUAUGAACAGGUGGAGGCACUUCUAAAGUUAUAUGCAAGUGAGAAAUAUAUUCUUAUGGUGAAUCAGCAACCAGAAGAUUUGAGGUUUUAUGUUUCUUUCAAGGUUGGAGCCACAAGUGUUUCCGUAUUACGAAGUGUGUGGCAGACUUUCUGGCUGAAUGAGAACUGGGAUAGUGAUGUUAAUAUUAGUGAUCAAAUUGCUAACAGCCUAAUGCAAUUGGAAGAAAAGUUUGAGGAUUUCAUUCAAAAGUUGAAAGAUGCAGAAUGGGAUACUCAGCAAUUAAAUUUGAAGGUUCCAAAAAACCUCUUUAUUGAUGAUAAUACCAACCCCCUCUAAAUUCUACAGUGAUGAAGCUGAUGAUGUUUUAUAGUGCAAAAUCAUAUGACCAUCAUGAGGUCUUUCUUGAUAGUGGAGGCAUAAAUCAAAUUGUAAAUUCUGUAAGCAGUUUUGCAAGCAUUCAGAUCAAGAUAUUAUAUUCACACGCAGACAUUCAAUUAAAGGAGACAUUGUAUUAAUUCAUUAAAUACCCAAUACUGUCUUUGAUACUUCAUAGGGAGGCUCCAGUUGUAAACCAUUUGUUCUCAAUUUUGUUCAAAAUAUUUCUUGUAUGCAAUUUUUGGGGACAAAUUUCAUUCAUGUUUGGUAUUCAUGACUUCUGUGGAUGUAUCAGUUAAGUUAAUCCUGCUAUCUUUAGUCUAAAGCAGUUCGUUAUUCUGUCUUCAUAAAAAGUUCAUUGGUUCACCUUUUGAGGGAGAAAUUAAUGCUGAUUUAAUCAAAUUAACUGCGCUGUAUAAAGAUGAUAUGGGAAACGAGGGUAUAGGGUUUUAAAGCCUAAAUUCAUGGUUGUCUUGUGUUACCAUUUUACCAAAUAUGUAAUGCCUUUAUCUGUGAGGUAACUUGUGGACUUAUCGUACUUUAUAGGUGAAGAACCAGAGUUUCUACUAUGUUUUCAAUGUUUGAAGUUAUUAUAUGCCAACUACAGCUCUUCAUAUUAAUUAAUUCCUUCCUUUCUAAGCCAAAUCCUUGUAGUUGACAACUUUUCUGGCUUGUGGUCAUUCACUAGCAGUAGCAUUAAAGAGAAUUUGAUAUUCUGCACUUUCUGUACUGAACAAGUAUAAAGUAGCUAAUAUGGAAAUAUUCCUAAAUAGCUUGCUU
Molecule: messenger RNA, 2779 nt
Organism: Vigna radiata var. radiata (mung bean)
Lineage: Eukaryota; Viridiplantae; Streptophyta; Magnoliopsida; Fabales; Fabaceae
Product: protein root UVB sensitive 5
Exons: 15
Coding region: 569-1960 (463 amino acids)
Source: RefSeq, a predicted model, not a curated record